AUGUACAUCGCAGUCGAAGGCUCUCCGGUAAUGGAAGAAAAGUCACGGCGGAGCAAGACAACUUCCGUUGAGAAUGAAACCGGAGAUGAGUCAGCAUCAAUAGUUCUCAAAGCUAAACGUAAACGCCGAUCGCAACCCCGAGACGCUCCUCCACAACGCAGCUCCGUGUAUAGAGGCGUCACCAGGCAUAGAUGGACUGGAAGGUACGAAGCGCAUUUGUGGGACAAGAACAGUUGGAACGAGACUCAGACCAAGAAAGGAAGACAAGGAGCAUAUGACGAGGAAGAUGCAGCAGCACGUGCCUACGACUUAGCAGCAUUGAAAUAUUGGGGACGAGACACCAUCUUGAAUUUCCCUCUGUGCAAUUAUGAAGAAGACAUCAAAGAAAUGGAAAUCCAGUCGAAGGAAGAGUAUAUCGGAUCUUUGAGAAGGAAAAGUAGUGGGUUUUCACGUGGUGUAUCGAAAUACAGAGGCGUUGCAAAGCAUCAUCAUAAUGGGAGAUGGGAAGCUCGAAUUGGAAGAGUGUUUGGCAAUAAGUAUUUAUAUCUCGGAACUUAUGCUACGCAAGAAGAAGCGGCCAUAGCGUAUGAUGUCGCAGCAAUCGAGUACCGUGGACUUAACGCCGUUACUAACUUCGAUAUCAGCCGUUAUCUUAAAUUGCCGGCGCCGGGAAACUCUAUCGACGCCGCGAAUCAUAUCCCGGAGAUUCCGCACUCUGUUCCCAGCCCUUUUAUAAAUCCUAGUCUCGAGUCGGAAUUAUCACAGGGCCAAUCUUCGUCAGACGACAACGAUGAUCGGAAAAUAAAGUUCUUAAAGUCGUCACCUUCGAAUGCAGAGGAGGUAAUCGGACCGUCGACGCCGCCGGAGAUUGUUCCGCCUCGCCGGAGUUUUCCGGACGAUAUCCAGACGUAUUUCGGGUAUCAAGACUCCGGCAAGUUCACGACGGAGGAAGACGUUAUCUUCGGUGAUUUAGAUUCUUUCCUUACGCCAGAUUUCUACAGCGAGCUAAAUGAUUGCUAA
Messenger RNA from Thlaspi arvense, 1020 nucleotides. The record is from the annotation of a GenBank genome assembly. NCBI's taxonomy places the organism in Eukaryota, Viridiplantae, Streptophyta, Magnoliopsida, Brassicales, Brassicaceae.